AUGGGGGAUAUGAAGGAUGUGAAGGUGGAGGAGAGUAGGGUAAAGGUGGAGGGGGAGGCGGAAGGGGAGAAAGUGAAGACUGAGAAGGAGAUCGAAGUACAGGAUGCGCAAGAUGCGCAGGAUGCUCAGGAUGAUUUGGAUGCGCUGGAGGGGUUGGAGAGUGAGGCUAAGGAGUUUAUGAAGGAUUCAGAGAUCGAUAGGAUUUUAAAAUCGUUUCGUUUGGAUGCCUACGCCGUUCUUGACCUCCAACCCGGUGUCGGCGAAUCCGAUAUCAAAAAAUGCUACCGCGUCAAAUCCCUCCUAAUCCAUCCCGAUAAAACGCGCAAUCCACUUGCGCCCGACGCAUUCGACCGAUUAAAAAAAGCCCAAACAGAACUUAUGGAUGAGAAGCACCGGGAGCGACUCGAUGAAGCGAUUGCCGAUGCGCGGAUGUUGAUUAUGCGAGAGAAAGGAUUAGGGAUCGAUAGCAUAGAGGUGAAGGAACCAAAUGAAGGGUUCAAGAGGGAUUGGAGGGAGAAAACUAAGUUUGUGUUGAUUGAAAAUGAACAGAGGAGGAGGAGACAGGUCAAGGCGCAGAUGCAGGAGGAAGGGAGGGAAAUGAGGAAGGUGGAGGAGGAACAGGAGAGUAGGAAGAGGAAGAGGGAGAGUGAGGUCAAGUGGGAGGCGAGUAGGGAGGAGAGAAUUGGUAGUUGGAGGGAGUUUGCUAAGAAGGGGGGUGGAGGGGGGGGUGCAGGUGGUGCGGGUGCGAGUGGAGGUGGGAGUGGGAAUGGGAGUGGAGGUGGGGGGGAGAAGAAAAAGAAGAAGAAGGUUAAGCCGUUGGGUUAG
This is a messenger RNA of Sclerotinia borealis F-4128, 825 nucleotides long. Lineage: Eukaryota; Fungi; Ascomycota; Leotiomycetes; Helotiales; Sclerotiniaceae. The record is from the annotation of a GenBank genome assembly.